AUGGGAGGAAAUUGUUCAAAUUGUAUUUAAUGUUAAAAAGAUAAAACGGAAUCAAAUAUUGAAGUAAAGGUAACUAAAAAGUCAGAUAGUUAAAGAGCAUAAUCUUAAUCACAAUAAUCAUGUCACAGUUUAAUAGAUGGUGUAAUAAAAUUGAAUUUAUAGAAAGAAUGAUGUAAAAUAGAUAAAUUGUGCUACAAAAGAAUAAAAUAAUAAAAAGUUUUCUGAAUUUUCUGUUAAUCAAGAGAUAGAAAGAAUGAAGGUUAAUUUUAAUGACAAGGCAAUAGUGAUACAAAAAAUUUGGAAAGGUCAUAAAGUUAGAUAAAGUUAUAAGGAAAUGAAGAAGAAAUUUUAUCAAUUUGAUAAGGGAAAUGAUAAAUAAGAAUAGUAAUAAAUUGAUUUAGCAAAAGUAGUUAACAAAGAUAAAAAGAAAUACUUUAAUUAAUUAGAAUUUGGAAGUAAUAUUAGUAUUUGUUAAAUUAUAAGCGAAUAAUGUGAGUAUUGGCUAAUAAAGAGAGAAACGACCCUUAUUUGUUUUUAAGAGCGGUGCUACGUAUGAGGGAGAAUGGUUAGGAAACAAGAGAGAUGGAAAAGGCGUCUAAAUUUGGAUUGAUAGAGCUAGGUAUGAUGGAGAAUGGAUUGAUAAUAAAGCAUGUGGAUAUGGUAGUUUCUAUCAUAUAGAUGGUGAUUCGUAUGUUGGAGAAUGGGCAGAUAACAGAGGAAAUGGUUAUGGAAUUUAUAAAUAAAGUAAUGGUACUGUGUAUUAAGGAUAUUGGAAAAAUGAUUAAUAACAUGGGAAAGGAGAAGAGAAAUGUAAAAUUAUAUUAAUAAGAUAGGGCCUGAUUUAUCUAUUUACAAAGGAGAUUAUUUUGAAGGUAAGAAAUAAGGUAAAGGAAAAUAUAUAUGGCCUGAUGGUAGUUAUUAUGAAGGAGACUGGUUUGAUCAUAAAAUGAAUGGAUAUGUAAUAAUAAUAAUAAUUAAUUUAUUAAUAGGGAGAAUGUAAUUGGUUUGAUGGCAGAAUAUACAAAGGGGAAUGGUUUAAUAAUAAAAUGCAUGGAAAAGGAAUAUAUUAAUGGCCAGAUGGUAGAUAGUAUGUAGGUUAAUGGCAUUAUGGUAAAUUACAUGGGAAAGGAAAAUACAUAUUAUCUGAUGGAUUAAUUAAAUUUGGAAUUUGGGAUUAAGGAAGAAGAUUAAGAUGGACUGAUGAAUGA
This is a messenger RNA of Paramecium sonneborni, 1208 nucleotides long. The record is from the annotation of a GenBank genome assembly. Lineage: Eukaryota; Ciliophora; Oligohymenophorea; Peniculida; Parameciidae.